Messenger RNA from Microcebus murinus (gray mouse lemur), 5914 nucleotides. RefSeq names its product solute carrier family 4 member 10 (gene SLC4A10). NCBI's taxonomy places the organism in Eukaryota, Metazoa, Chordata, Mammalia, Primates, Cheirogaleidae. The record is from RefSeq and is a predicted model, not a curated record. Gene Ontology annotation, biological process: regulation of intracellular pH; monoatomic anion transport; bicarbonate transport. Gene Ontology annotation, molecular function: monoatomic anion transmembrane transporter activity; solute:inorganic anion antiporter activity; sodium:bicarbonate symporter activity. Gene Ontology annotation, cellular component: plasma membrane; basolateral plasma membrane.
GACACAUUGGAUACUUAGUUAAAUAGAACAUUGUUUAUUUUUAAAGGACUGAAAAAAAUAUCAAACUCUCCAUGGCAAGUGAAAUCUUCAUAGUAGCAGAAAUGGAAAACCUGAAGGAUGUGGCUUAUUUUCUGUUUGGAUGAUGCAGAAUUGCUCUAAGCAGUAAGCUUACUGUUUUCAGACAGCAUUAGCAGCAUCAGCAAAUACAACUGUGUCAGUCUCUCUUAGUACGGGGUGUUUGUAACUGCAUAGGGGAGACGAUAAACAGUAUAUGAGAUCUGAUAUCUUGAUAAUGGCUUAAACAGAUACUGAUGGACAGAUCUACUGUUUGAUAUUUUCUUCACUAACCCUGAAGAUGCUAUGCUGAGAGAUAGAGAUGGCUGUGAUUAUCUUUUUUUAAGACAGGAAAUGCAAUCUUUAGGGGUUCCUGGAAAUAGAAAGGUCAUGCAGUCUGGAACGUGUGAGCCUUUUCAAUCUCUAAGUCAUCAGAGAAAUGAUGAAGAGGCAGUUGUGGAUAGAGGUGGAACUCGUUCUAUUCUCAAAACACACUUUGAGAAAGAAGACUUAGAAGGUCAUCGAACACUCUUUAUUGGAGUUCAUGUGCCCCUGGGAGGAAGAAAAAGCCAUCGACGUCACAGGCAUCGUGGGCACAAACACCGGAAGAGAGACAGAGAGAGAGAUUCGGGGUUAGAAGAUGGAAGGGAGUCACCUUCUUUUGACACCCCAUCACAGAGGGUACAGUUUAUUCUUGGAACUGAGGAUGAUGACGAGGAACACAUUCCUCAUGACCUUUUCACAGAACUGGAUGAGAUUUGCUGGCGUGAAGGUGAGGAUGCUGAGUGGCGAGAAACAGCCAGAUGGUUGAAGUUUGAAGAAGAUGUGGAAGACGGAGGAGAAAGGUGGAGCAAGCCUUACGUGGCUACUCUUUCAUUGCACAGCUUGUUUGAGUUGAGAAGUUGCAUUCUGAAUGGGACUGUGUUGCUGGACAUGCAUGCUAAUACUUUAGAAGAAAUCGCAGAUAUGGUCCUUGACCAACAAGUGAGCUCAGGUCAGCUGAAUGAAGAUGUACGCCACAGGGUCCAUGAGGCACUGAUGAAACAGCAUCACCACCAGAAUCAGAAAAAACUCACCAACAGGAUUCCCAUUGUUCGUUCCUUUGCUGAUAUUGGCAAGAAACAAUCAGAACCAAACUCCAUGGACAAAAAUGCAGGUCAGGUUGUUUCUCCUCAGUCUGCCCCAGCCUGUGUUGAAAAUAAAAAUGAUGUUAGCAGAGAAAACAGCACUGUUGACUUCAGCAAGGGACUGGGAGGCCAACAAAAGGGGCAUACUAGUCCAUGUGGGAUGAAACAAAGGCAUGAAAAAGGACCUCCACACCAGCAAGAGAGAGAGGUUGAUCUGCAUUUUAUGAAAAAGAUUCCUCCAGGUGCUGAAGCAUCAAACAUCCUAGUUGGAGAACUGGAGUUCUUAGAUCGAACUGUAGUUGCGUUUGUCAGGUUGUCUCCAGCUGUAUUGCUUCAAGGACUGGCUGAAGUCCCAAUCCCAACCAGAUUUUUGUUCAUUCUUCUGGGACCCCUGGGAAAGGGUCAACAGUACCAUGAGAUUGGCAGAUCAAUUGCAACCCUAAUGACAGAUGAGGUAUUUCAUGACGUUGCUUACAAAGCUAAAGAUCGUAAUGACUUGGUAUCAGGGAUUGAUGAAUUUCUGGAUCAGGUUACUGUUCUCCCUCCUGGAGAAUGGGAUCCAAGCAUUCGAAUAGAGCCUCCCAAAAAUGUUCCUUCCCAGGAGAAGAGGAAGAUUCCUGCUGUGCCAAAUGGAACAGCAGCCCAUGGGGAAGCUGAGCCCCACGGAGGACACAGUGGACCUGAACUCCAGCGAACCGGAAGGAUUUUUGGGGGACUUAUUUUAGAUAUCAAAAGAAAAGCUCCAUACUUCUGGAGUGACUUCACAGAUGCUUUCAGCCUGCAGUGCUUAGCAUCUUUUCUAUUUCUCUACUGCGCGUGUAUGUCUCCUGUCAUCACAUUUGGAGGACUGCUGGGAGAAGCAACUGAAGGGCGUAUAAGUGCAAUCGAAUCUCUCUUUGGAGCAUCCAUGACUGGGAUAGCCUAUUCUCUCUUUGGUGGACAGCCUCUUACCAUAUUAGGCAGUACAGGACCAGUUUUGGUGUUUGAAAAGAUUUUGUUUAAAUUUUGCAAAGAAUAUGGGCUGUCAUACCUAUCUUUAAGAGCUAGUAUUGGACUUUGGACUGCCACCCUAUGUAUCAUACUUGUGGCCACUGAUGCAAGUUCUCUUGUCUGCUAUAUCACCCGGUUUACUGAAGAAGCUUUUGCUUCUCUAAUUUGCAUCAUUUUCAUUUAUGAAGCCCUGGAGAAGUUGUUUGAGCUCAGUGAAUCAUAUCCAAUCAACAUGCAUAAUGAUUUGGAACUGCUGACACAAUACUCGUGUAACUGUGUGGAACCACAUAAUCCCAGCAAUGACACAUUGAAGGAAUGGAAGGAGUCCAAUAUUUCUGCCUCUGACAUAAUUUGGGAGAACCUAACUGUGUCAGAAUGCAAGUCACUGCAUGGAGAGUACGCUGGACGAGCCUGUGGCCAUGAUCAUCCAUAUGUUCCAGAUGUUCUAUUUUGGUCGGUGAUUCUGUUCUUUUCCACAGUUACUCUGUCAGCCACCCUGAAGCAGUUCAAGACUAGCCGAUAUUUUCCAACCAAGGUUCGAUCUAUAGUGAGUGACUUUGCUGUCUUUCUUACAAUUCUGUGUAUGGUUUUAAUUGACUAUGCCAUUGGGAUCCCAUCUCCAAAACUACAAGUACCAAGUGUUUUCAAGCCCACCAGAGAUGAUCGUGGCUGGUUUGUUACACCUUUAGGUCCAAAUCCCUGGUGGACAGUAAUAGCUGCUAUUAUUCCAGCUUUGCUUUGUACUAUUCUAAUUUUUAUGGACCAACAGAUUACAGCUGUCAUCAUCAAUAGAAAAGAGCAUAAGCUAAAGAAAGGUUGUGGGUACCAUCUGGAUCUAUUAAUGGUGGCUGUCAUGCUCGGUGUGUGUUCCAUCAUGGGCCUGCCAUGGUUUGUGGCUGCCACGGUCCUCUCCAUCACUCAUGUCAACAGCCUAAAACUGGAAUCCGAAUGCUCAGCUCCAGGAGAACAACCCAAAUUUCUCGGCAUUCGGGAGCAAAGGGUUACAGGGCUUAUGAUUUUUAUUCUUAUGGGUUCAUCAGUGUUUAUGACCAGUAUUUUGAAGUUUAUUCCCAUGCCAGUGCUAUAUGGAGUGUUUCUUUAUAUGGGUGCUUCAUCUCUAAAGGGAAUUCAGCUCUUUGAUAGAAUAAAGCUCUUCUGGAUGCCUGCAAAACAUCAACCAGACUUUAUAUAUCUAAGGCAUGUACCACUCCGAAAAGUCCAUCUCUUCACAGUUAUUCAGAUGAGUUGCCUUGGCCUUUUGUGGAUAAUAAAAGUUUCAAGAGCUGCUAUUGUCUUUCCCAUGAUGGUGUUAGCCCUGGUAUUUGUAAGAAAGUUGAUGGACUUGUUGUUUACCAAACGGGAACUCAGCUGGUUGGAUGACUUAAUGCCUGAGAGUAAGAAAAAGAAACUAGAAGAUGCUGAAAAAGAAGAAGAACAAAGUAUGCUAGCUAUGGAAGAUGAGGGCACAGUACAACUCCCACUGGAAGGGCACUACAGAGAUGAUCCAUCUGUGAUCAAUAUUUCUGAUGAAAUGUCAAAGACUGCCUUGUGGAGGAACCUUCUGAUUACUGCCGAUAACUCAAAAGAUAAGGAGUCAAGCUUUCCUUCUAAAAGCUCCCCUUCCUAAUCACUCUAGAAGCUGAUUCCCCAAAGCACUGAAAGCCGAAAAGAGAAGAAAGCUGACUCAGGGAAAGGUGUUGACAGGGAGACUUGUCUAUGACUUGAUCUUCAAUUUAUUUUUUACAUAUAUGAGAAGAGUGUCACAAUUAUUAAUAAAAAUGCUUUGAUCAUGUAUUGUAAAUUCUGUCUCUCAUCCCAAAUUCACCUUCAUACUGUAAGUAGUGCAAUACUUGUUUCAUUUAUGUGUUUAAACAACUGAGCAGUGAGACACCCUUGUGAGCAGAAACAGUAGGUAAUGCAAGAAUCUAUGUGUUCCUUGCUGUAUGUUAGACAUUUGUAAAUACUGGAUUCUCAUUGUCAGUUUUACGAGAGCAAUAGCUUCCUUAAAGAAAUAAGUCAUAUUUACCAAGUUUGUAUUUUCCUACUUUAGUGACCUGAAGAUGCCUAAUAAUUUCAUUCAGAAGAAUUUUGAAAGGUAGUCUUACUUCUUUUUAUUUUUUGUAGGUUAGCAUUAGUGACUUAUUUCAAAAGACCCAAAUCAAAAAGUUAGUUUGAAAGCAUUUUUAAUAAUUGUAUUUAUGCAUUUCCUUGAUUUAAUAUGAUACAUUUAAUACUUAAUAAUUUAUAUGUAACUGAAACUUAAAGUCAUUUGAAAAAAUAUAUAGAAACCUGUUCACAACUUGUUAAAAAGAAUCAGAUAUAAUGCAAAGGAGUCAAGUAGUAUUUGCUUAAAAUGCAAGUUGUGACUACAUGAUUAAAUACUAGGCUUGUAUGAAAUGCUUUAGGAAAACUUUGUAACAGUUUUGUGAGAUUUUCAAUAUAAACCUUUAUCAGAAAUGUGCUGUUAAGUUUCUUUCCCAUUGAAAACAGAUGUUUUCCAAAUAAACCUAUUAUAUACAUACACAUGGAAUAUCACAUGUGAAUCAUUGUACAUGAAAUUCCACUCCUGUACAGUUAUCUGCUGCUAGUGGUCAUGCACUGCUUAAUGCUGGUCCUGAAUCACGUUCUAAUGUUAGACCAAUAGGUCUCCAAUUGUAAUUUUUUUUUCUGCAAAGUUUUUUCCACUUUUUACUUAAUGCAUGUUGUGGAAAACAGUCUUUUAAAUGAAAAUUUUAGACUUUGUUUGAGAAGAUUCUGUAUAUAUUUCAGUCCAAAUGGAAUAAUCCAUCUUUACCAAGCUUAUACAAGAGGAAGGAAAGUUAAGAAGUUUUUGAGUAUUACUAAAAUUCAAUUUCAUUCCAUUUUAGAUGAAUAUAAACUUGAUAAAGACUAAAUCUCAUAGUGCUCUUGGUUCCUAAGUAUGAUGAAUGAUGAUCAACUUUAUAAUACUUCAAUUUUCAAGUUUACAAUAAUUUAGAGCCUUGUGGCUUUUUCAAACUAUCAGUUAUGUACUCUAUAAGUACACAUGAAAAGUGAAAAAAAAGUUCCUCUUGUGAUUAAGCUAAUGAGGGCAAAAAAUCAACAAAGCCUCCAUUGAGUUCAACAUUUUGAUACAUUUUACAAAUUACCCUCACAAUCCUUUAAAGUCUUUUUUUUUUCCUUGUGGAACGUGAGCUUGAAAAUUAUGGGAAGAAGAAUUUGCAGUUAAUAAAGUUUGUAUUUAUAAAUGCUGAAGAAAAAUACAGAAACUUCCUGUUUCAGAUGUGUCACCUUUGUGUAUUUUAUAAUAGAGAUACUAUAUUGUAAACAUUUCCAUUGUUUUAUGAUUUAGCCAGUCAGUCCCAGAAGCAGCCUCUUAGUGUUUUAAUAUAUUAAUGACAGUUCUGUUAAAAUGAUCAUAGUGAGUUACAAACCUUCACAUGAUCUCCUAUUUGAAUAAGCAAUCAUAUCCACUGAAAUUCUGUAUUUCUGAGUAUUUUUAUAGUCAUUUUGUUCUUGUGUGAAUUUUAAUGCUAUCUCUAUGUUAACCUAAUAUUUUGAAAUCAUAAAAAAAUAUAAGAAAAAUGUAGUGUUAUAUAUUUACUCCUAAUUUCAGAUUUCUGGUCAAAAUUACUGAAUAUCUUGAAUGUAAUUUAGUGCAAAGUUUAAGUAAUGUGUAAAUGUGACUAGGAUAUUGUGUUUUUCACAACUAAGAAAUGUUAUGUGGAAAUAAAUAUUUAUCCUAACUAAUUUCCUUGUACAUU